AUGGCGGUCCUUCCGCAGUCGCUACUUGAGGCAGUCACCUCAAUGUCCAUGCUCCGAUGUGCCGCUUUACUCUUCGUCGUGCUCCCUCUUUGCUACACCGGUAUUCGAGUGGUCCGCUCACCACUGCGGCGCGUGCCAGGACCGCCUGUCUCCAUCAUCACGUCUGCUGUUUUGCGAUGGCACGAGCUUCGCUGUGGCCGCACCCGUUAUGUGCACGCGCUCCACCAGCGUUAUGGUCCUGUGGUGCGUCUGGCUCCGGAUGAAGUCUCAUUUGCCUCAGCAGCGGCUGUCAAGGAGAUCUACAACUCGGCCGGCAGCGGCUACGAUAAGACCGACUUCUACGACCUCUUCACGGUGUACGGGCGGCGCACCAUGUUCACCACACUGGACAAAGAGACGCACGCUCGUCGUCGCCGGAUCCUGGCUGACCGAUACGCAAACAGCAACAUUAUGCGUGGCCCAGCACUGGCCGGCAUCGAGGAGCGGGCACAGCAUUUUACAGAGCUGUGCAAGAAUGCUGCUGGGGGUGUUCUGGAUAUUUACGAAUCUGACGCCGAUAUCAUGCGGGAAGUGACGUUUGACGACAGCAUUCAGAACCGACUGGUCAGCUUCUACAGUCCGUCCUUUUAUGCCAUCAUCAACCCCGUCCUCACUUGGUUUGCCAAGCCCCGAGAGACGCCGCUCGCCGACGAUUUUGUCCUCGAGACUGCCGCCAAAACUGACGCAGCCCACUUUACGCUGCUUGCUCGGAUGCACGAGAAGCAGCAGCCCAAUGCGCAAGGCUCCACAGACGAGGAAGCCAGGCUUGCCGCUGGCAGCUUCGACGCCCUCGACACAGCGGCCGAGAGUCUUGACCAUAUGGCGGCCGGGAUCGACACGACCGGCGAUGCUCUCUGCUUCUUGAUGUGGGAGCUGUCGACACCGCGGUCUCUCCACUUUCAAGAGCGGCUGCGCCGUGAGCUUGUCGAAAACGAAGCCAAGGGUGCCGACGCGCUUCCCUUUGACCGGCUACCAUUCUUAGACGCCGUUAUCAUGGAAGGCCUGCGGUGCUUCCCGGCCAUUCCCAUGUCACUACCGCGCGUCGUCCCAGGACAGACUUGGGGCCGGUCGGCAGCGCGCGGAGAGCAGCAAGCUGACGGACGCGUCAUUGAUGGUUUCUUUUUGCCUGCCGGCACCGUCGUCAGCAGCCAGGCCUACUCGGUCCACCGCAUGGAUGCCGCCGUUUUCCCGGACCCAGAUGCAUUCAACCCCGACCGCUGGCUGGUCUCUGACGGUGACGCAGAUCGCAAGCGGUCCUUCUUUGCCUUUGCCAGCGGCGGUCGCGGCUGCAUUGGCAAGCACCUCGCUCUCGUCGAAAUGAAGAUUCUUAUGCGCGGCAUCUACUCGCGCUUUGCCACAGCGCCCGAGACAUCCAUGACGCCCGAAGCCAUGGAGAUGUCGGACCAGCUGAUUUCGUCUCGGCCGCUCGCGCAAAGGUGCUUGUUGCAGUUUGUACCGCUUGCAGAGGUAUCCUAA
Molecule: messenger RNA, 1515 nt
Organism: Sporothrix brasiliensis 5110
Lineage: Eukaryota; Fungi; Ascomycota; Sordariomycetes; Ophiostomatales; Ophiostomataceae
Product: serine/threonineeeee-protein kinase
Exons: 4
Coding region: 1-1515 (504 amino acids)
Molecular function (GO): oxidoreductase activity, acting on paired donors, with incorporation or reduction of molecular oxygen; monooxygenase activity; heme binding
Source: RefSeq, a predicted model, not a curated record